AUGGCCGCAGUCGUCGCUUCACAGCUCGUCCGUCCUUCUAUCCGUCACUUUUCUGCGCACCGCCCCCGCCCAGAUAGUCGCGCGGCUCGCGCAGUGGCCAUGACCUGCAUCAUCUCGGGUGUGGCCCUUCCCUUUGUUCCGCCUGCCCUCGAGAGCUCGCGCCAGCGCAACUCCAGCUCACCUGUCAACAACAAGUGA
Messenger RNA from Penicillium longicatenatum, 198 nucleotides. RefSeq lists its product as uncharacterized. Bases 1 to 198 code for a protein of 65 amino acids. The transcript has a single exon. Lineage: Eukaryota; Fungi; Ascomycota; Eurotiomycetes; Eurotiales; Aspergillaceae. The record is from RefSeq and is a predicted model, not a curated record.